GGCCACGAAAGCGCAAGCCUGCAUGUGCUCUGAUUCCUUUUCUUCGCUCCUUUCACCUUGCACGCGCUCUCGUGUCGAUACCAGUCGCGCGGAUCAGCUGUGCUUUCCUGGAUUAUUCUGCAUCUCCGCGUUCUGGGACUUUUGCAGAAAAUGAAUUCCGACCGGAGUGUCAAAAUGUCAGCUACCGAGCUCGAAGGACGUUCGAAGAAGAGGAUGAGUGCGAAGGAAAUACGGCAGGCUUACAUCGAUUUCUUCCAGAGUAAGGGUCACGAAUAUGUACAUUCAAGUUCGACGAUACCUCACGAUGACCCAACAUUACUCUUUACGAAUGCCGGGAUGAAUCAGUUUAAGCCGAUGUUCCUAGGAACCGUUGAUCCUAACAGUGAUAUGGCAAAAUUGACCCGCGUGGUUAACAGCCAGAAGUGCAUCAGAGCCGGCGGCAAGCAUAACGAUCUGGAUGACGUCGGUAAAGACGUUUAUCAUCAUACGUUCUUUGAAAUGAUGGGCAACUGGUCCUUUGGAGAUUACUUCAAGAAAGAAAUAUGUGCUUGGGCCUGGGAAUUUCUAACCGGCGUAUUAGAGCUGCCAGCCGACCGGUUGUACGUGACGUAUUUUGGUGGUGAUGAGAAGAGCAACCUGGAACCGGAUAACGAGUGCAAGGAAUUAUGGCUUUCUCUUGGGUUACCUGCCUCGCACGUUAUACCAGGCAGCAUGAAAGAUAAUUUUUGGGAAAUGGGUGAAACCGGACCUUGUGGACCGUGUAGUGAACUGCAUUACGACCGCAUCGGUGGCAGGGAAGCGGCUCAUCUCGUCAAUAUGGAUGACCCCGACGUACUUGAAAUCUGGAAUCUCGUCUUCAUUCAAUAUAACAGAGAAUCGGACGGUAGCCUUAAGACGUUACCAAAGAAGCACAUAGACUGUGGUCUAGGCCUGGAGCGAUUGGUGUCAGUAAUUCAAAACAAACGGUCUAAUUAUGAUACCGAUCUGUUUGCACGUUUGUUCGCUACGAUUCAGAAGAAUACCGGCGCCCGACCUUAUCAGGGCAAAGUGGGAGCCGAAGAUGUCGACGGGAUCGACAUGGCGUACAGAGUUCUGGCUGAUCAUGCUCGAACAAUCACCAUUGCCCUAGCGGAUGGAGGAAUGCCUGAUAACACUGGCAGGGGAUACGUCAUAAGGAGAAUUUUGCGGCGCGCCGUACGCUACGCGACCGAAAAACUGAACGCCAAGCCACAAUUCUUUGGAAAUCUGGUGUACGUGGUCGUGAAGCUUCUUGGUAAUACUUUCCCGGAGCUAAAGAAGGAUCCGCAGACUACAAUAGACAUAGUGAACGAGGAAGAGACACAGUUCUUGAAGACUCUAUCGCGCGGUCGUAACUUGUUGAACAGAACGAUCGAAAAAUUGGAGUCGACCGACAUCGUGCCUGGCGACGUUGCGUGGCGCUUGUACGACACUUACGGCUUCCCGGUGGACCUCACUCAGCUGAUGGCCGAGGAGAAGGGGUUGAAGAUCGAUAUGGCGGCGUACGAGGAAGCUAAGAAGCGAGCGCAGUUAAUUUCGCAAAACAAAGCUGGCGGAGUCGACGACCAAAUCAACCUGGACGUCCACGCCAUCACGGAGUUGCAAGAGCUGGACAUCAAACCUACGGAUGACUCUCCCAAGUACGAUUCCAGGUCGGCAUACUUGAGUCGAUACGGUACUGAGGAGUUAUACAAGGAGUACGAAUUCAAGCCGUGCACGGGUACCGUGAUCGCGCUGAGACGCGCCAGGACCUUCGUCGAUGAGGUGUCCUCUGGCGAGGGCGAGGUUGGAAUCCUGCUGGACACGACGAACUUUUACGCGGAACAAGGUGGACAGAUAUACGACGAAGGAUUCUUGGUGAAGGUCGAUGAUGAGGCUACGGAGGUUCGCAUAACGAACGUUCAAGUGAGAGCCGGUUACGUGCUGCACAUCGGCACUGUGGGCGAGGGUACGCUGAGAAAGGGAGACAAGGUUCGCACGAAUAUAGAUACAGUACGCAGGCGGCUCAUAAUGGGCAAUCACAGUGCCACGCACGUCCUGAAUUACGCGCUUAGGAAAAUGUACGGGCCGGAAGUUGAUCAGAAAGGAUCGUUAGUCGCGCCGGACAGGCUGCGCUUCGAUUUUUCAAAGAAAGGACCGAUGACCGCGGAGCAAGUAAGAUUGACGGAGAACAUCGUCCAUGACUUGGUCAAGAAGGCUGAGGUAAUUUUUAGGCUGGAAUGCAACUUGGCCCUAGCGAAGAGCAUUCACGGCGUGCGUGCAAUGUUCGAGGAGACGUAUCCUGACCCGGUGCGCGUCGUCAGCAUAGGUGUACCGGUUGAGGUACUGCAGAAAGAUCCCUCAAGUUCAGCUGGUUUCGAGAACAGCGUGGAAUUUUGCGGUGGAACGCACCUGCACACCACCGACCACAUAGGCGAUUUUGUAAUAAUCAGUGAAGAGGCGAUCGCCAAGGGCAUCAGGCGCAUAGUGGCGCUCACUGGAUUACCAGCGACCAAGGCUAUACUCAGAGCGCAGUCGAUGUGCAAGGUAGUGUACGACCUUCAAGAUCAGGUCAAGCCGGACAGAUGUCGACGGGAUACUAAAGAUCUCAUGAAGAGGAUAACAGAAUUGUUAAAUGACGUGUCACGUGCCACAAUCUCUACGUGGCAGAAGUUUAUACUCCGUGACACGCUGAAUAUGUAUAAAAACGCUCUUGAGAGGGAGGCAUCUAUGCGCAGGGGCAGUAUCAUGAUGCGAGUUAAGGAGGAUGUUGCGCAGUUGCUGAGAGCCAUGGCUGGGAGUCCAGUUUUGGUUGAGAAGAUAGACGCGUCGAAUCAUACGAAAGCCGUGGACUUCGCGCUGAAGAAGAUUAGAGAGCUGUCACCGGUGACGAGCGCCUUGCUGUUGACUUAUGACAACGAAGAAAAGAAAGUAUUCGCUCUCUGUUCCGUUCCUAAGUCCGCGAUAAUGAAGGGGCUGAAAGCGAAUGAAUGGAUUCAAGCGUUCGUACCGAUGAUAAACGGCAAGGGAGGCGGAAAGGCUGAGUCCGCGCAAGCCUCUGGCACAAUUGAGUGUAGCGAUCAGCAAUUCGAGGAAAUAAUAAAGAAGACUUACGAAUACGCUAAUGAGAAACUCGGCCUUCCACUCAACAAUAUGUGUAAGAAGAUUCAUAUCGAUUUGGAAACGCGUUUGGAAUCGCAAUUGGUGCUUCACGCCUACGUAGGGAGCACGAAAUAUUAUCUGGCGCAAAUAAUCUCGCAGUACACUGGCUUCCGUCUGAAUUUUAAGCAAAUUCACUAUCAGGAGCAGCCUCACUCUUACGACAUAAAAUUGGAGACACCGGAGAUCACGUUGCACGACGGCAGUGCCAUCGCGUUCUACCUGGCAAAUUCGGAUCUACGGUGCGAGGACGAUUUCUUCGCGUCCAGUCAGGUUUUGCAAUGGAUGAGCUACGCGCAGAACCACAUUUUGCCGGCGGUCACCGCCACGGUGCUCCCGCUGAUCGCUCUUUUCGCGGCGAACGAUACGAAAUCGAACAUGAACGUUUCUAAAGUGGAGCUUACCGACGCUCUGGAACGACUCGACGCGAUACUACGUACGAAGACGUACUUGGUAAGAGAGAGGAUCACGCUCGCAGAUCUAUUUAUCUUCAGUACAUUGUUGCCCUUGUACGAAUUCGCGUUCGAUCCUAAUCACAGAGAACCGUACAAGAAUUUAAACAGGUGGUUCUUGACGAUCUUGAAUGAGCCGAAGGUGCAGGAAGUGCUAAAAGAUUUUAAACUUUGCCUGAAAGCUGAAAACAUUCACGAUUUUUUACUUUUUACCGGCUUUAUUGCGUAAAAAGAGCAGUGUGGUUUCUUUCGUCGGGAAUUAAUUUCUAUGAAAAAUUGUCAGUGCUUUUCUUUGUUUCGUCACCUUUAAGAUUGUCAUACAAUAUUCUAAUCUCCUUUAACAAAGCGGAGACGUUAGUGCCUACCUUAGCAGAGAUAGGUAUUAUUGGUAAGUCUACGUUUUUCUUCAGUAACUGUAAGUUUCUCUAAAAAAUAAAACAUUACAAACAAA
Messenger RNA from Ooceraea biroi (clonal raider ant), 4059 nucleotides. It is a transcript of the gene AlaRS, whose product is annotated as alanine--tRNA ligase, cytoplasmic. Gene Ontology annotation, cellular component: mitochondrion; cytoplasm. Gene Ontology annotation, molecular function: alanine-tRNA ligase activity; nucleic acid binding; aminoacyl-tRNA deacylase activity. Gene Ontology annotation, biological process: alanyl-tRNA aminoacylation. NCBI's taxonomy places the organism in Eukaryota, Metazoa, Arthropoda, Insecta, Hymenoptera, Formicidae. The record is from RefSeq and is a predicted model, not a curated record.